AUGUUCGCACCAAAGUUACACUUUUUAGGCCGCUCCUUUUGGGCGGCAACUUUGCUGCUGCACUUCUUGCAGCUGGCUUCAGGGGCUGAUGGAUUCGGGUUGAAUCUGAUGGCGGUGAACAAUGAGGAUCGGUCGGAGGGCGCCUGCAUCCUGGCACUGCUCAGGAAGUACUUUGACUCUGGCGACAGUCUGUCCGGCUCGGUGCUGUGCAUCAGCCGCAACUAUCAGCUGCACAACGUCCAGGAGCGGCUGCUCCGUGGCAUGAAUUUGUAUGAGGGUUAUCCCUGGACACUGCUGGUCACGAAUCCCAGGGAGGAGUCCUCUCUAUCCGGUGAGUUCGUGAUGCACGAGAAGCCGCAAUGCUAUUUCCUGAUGGUAGGGAAUCUCGAGGACGAGGACCUGGACGAGGUGUUCGACCACUGGAAGGGCAUGCUGAACUGGAACCCACUCGCGCAGUUUGUGGUCUACCUGGCCGCCGUGGAGGAGACGGACGAGGAGAUGACCGACCUGAUGGUGGAGCUGCUGCUCACCUUCAUGAACAAGAAGAUCUUCAAUGUGAACGUGAUUGGGCAGAGCGAGGAGAACGAGUUCUACUACGGCAAGAGCGUCUUUCCCUAUCAUCCGGACAACAAUUGCGGCAAUCGGGUGAUAGCCGUGGAGCUGCUCGAUGCCUGCGACUAUCCGAGUGAGAAUGGGGGCGACACGGACUAUGAGUAUGAGGAGGAAGAUGAUAGUGAAGGCGAAAACGAAGGGGAUUUCGAGGAAGCUGAUGAAAAUGGGGGAGAAGAUGAGGCCUCUGACGAUGAAGUUGGAGGGGAUGAAGUUGCUGAGGAUGAAGAUAGAGAGGAUGAAGCUGGAGAGGCUGAAGAUGGAGAGGCUGAAGAUGGAGAGGCUGAAGAUGGAGAGGCCGAAGAAAAAGAAGCUAAUAAUGAUGAAGAUGAUGAAAAAGCCGUCAUCGAGGAGUUUUAUCGCGCAAAGUUUGAGGAUAAGUUUCCAAGCGAUCUGAGUGGAUGUCCCCUAACCGCAGCCUUUCGUCCCUGGGAGCCGUACAUCUUUCGCAGCGGAGAGGAGCCUGUGGAGGACUACUACUACGGUGCGCAGGGCGAAGGGGAUUACAAUGAGACAUCCAGCUAUGGGGAUCCGGGAGAGGAAAGCUAUGCGGAUGCAGAGGACGCGGACACCAGCGGCAUCCUCGAGGCAGAUGCCGGCCAGGAUGGGACCAUGGCCAAGCUCAGCGGCAUUGAGUACCAGAUGGUGCAGACCAUUGCGGAGCGUCUGAAUGUGAACAUCGAUAUGCAGGCGGAGAAUAGCAAUUUGUAUCAUUUGUUUCAGCAGCUAAUCGAUGGCGAAAUCGAAAUGAUUGUGGGUGGCAUCGAUGAGGACCCAAGCAUUAGCCAGUUUGUGUCCAGUUCGAUUCCCUACCACCAGGACGACCUCACGUGGUGCGUGGCACGGGCCAAGCGGAAGCACGGCUUCUUCAACUUUGUGGCCACCUUCAACGCGGACACGGGCUUCCUGCUGCUGCUCUUCAUUGUCACCUGCUCCCUGGUGGUGCUGAUGGCGCAACGGCUCACAGGCUUCCGCUUGCGGAAUCUCAACAAUUACUUUGCCAUUUGCCUGCGAAUGUUGGGCAUACUCUUGACGCAGGCCAUGCCCGCGCAGUCGCUGUCGUUGGUGCUGCGGCAGCUCUUUGCGCUCUCCUUUCUGAUGGGCUUCUUCUUCAGCAACACCUACCAGAGUUUUCUCAUAAGCACGCUCACCACGCCGCGAAGUUCGCAUCAGAUUGAGUCCCUGGAGGAGAUCUACAGCCAUCGCAUGAUCAUCAUGGGCAGCUCAGAGAAUGUUCGACACUUGAACAAGGAAGGAGAGAUCUUUAAGUACAUUCGGGAAAAGUUCCAAAUGUGCUACAACAUCGUGGACUGCCUCAAUGAUGCUGCAAACAACGAGCAUAUCGCAGUGGCCGUCUCCCGUCAGCACUCCUUCUACAAUCCACGCAUCCCGCGCGAUCGUCUCUUCUGCUUCGAUCGCAGGGAGUCGCUCUACGUGUAUCUGGUCACCAUGCUGCUGCCCAAGAAGUAUCAUUUGCUGCACCAGAUCAACCCGAUCAUUCAGCACAUUAUCGAGUCGGGCCACAUGCAAAAGUGGGCACGCGAUCUGGACAUGAAGCGCAUGAUCCACGAGGAGAUCAAUCGCGUGCGCGAGGAUCCCUUCAAGGCGCUGACUCUGGCUCAGUUCCACGGGGCGUUUGCCUUCUCCAGUGGCCUGCUGUUGAUCUCCUUUGGUGUCUUUCUGAUCGAGUGGGCAUAUGUGAAGUGGUUUUAUGCCAGAGCUCGGAGCUGA
Molecule: messenger RNA, 2340 nt
Organism: Drosophila subobscura
Lineage: Eukaryota; Metazoa; Arthropoda; Insecta; Diptera; Drosophilidae
Gene: Ir87a
Exons: 4
Coding region: 1-2340 (779 amino acids)
Source: RefSeq, a predicted model, not a curated record